AUGCUUUCCAGAGCGGUGAACGUGCCGCGCGCCUGUUUUGCCAACCGCCUCUCCUCGUCGAUUCUAUCAGCCAGAGCUACGCUAAGCAACCGCAGCUUAUACAGUCGUGGAGAAUGGAUCCAGCAACGAUGCUACAGCUCCGACCCCGUCAUUCAUAGCAAAGAGAAGAUAGAGGCGCUGAUUUCUGGGAGAAUCAGUGAGCGCGAGUUUAAGAAAUCGAACAAGCAGACAUCCAAGCGGUCGUUCAAAAAGUCAUCCAGCCGCAAACCAUGGCGCCGUCGAAAAGAGGAAGAAAUACCCGAUUGGGGGCUGGCACCCUUGGAAAUCGAGGCCAGUCCUGCGGCGCAAGAGGCUAUAGAGCGGCAUUUGGGUGAAGGAUUUGAGAGUGAACUUUCAGAAGAGUUGAGAGAAAUGCUUGCUGAAGAGUCGCUUCUCAAAGAGGAGCCUGUGGCAGAAGAACCUGACGCAGACGAAUGGAAUCAACCAGAGCAAUCUACUUCUCAAGAGGGAGCUGCCAUCACAGAGACUGAUGCAGCCGAACCCAGCCAACCAAGACCCAGGCGUGGGUUCAAAGCCAAGAAAGAUUUCCACGAUGAACUCGUGCAGUCCAGGAGCGUCUCCGUUGCCGCUCUUGGAGAGCAGAUCGAUGCCAUCAUGUUAAAGAAUCCCAACGAAAUGAAGAGGCCCAAGAGACCCGUACGAAGAGUCCAAGAAGAUGCAGCAGAAGCUACGAUCGAGCUCGAUACCGAAAGGGAUAAUAUGGUGGACGUGAAAGAGGAGAGUGAUGAAGAGGCAAUGAGAGCGGCGAUGAAGAAUAUCGAUGACCUACGGCCCGUCGACAAGACGAUUCUACGAAUGAAGGAUUUCGACUCUCUGGCUAAUACCCUGCUGGACGGUUUCACAUUUAACCAACUUGCAAAGUAUUUUAGCCAGAAGCGCCUGGUUUUGUUGUCCAAGCGAGAUCAAGGGAAGCAGUUGCGCUAUCCCUGGAUUGUCAAACAGGAGCCUUGGGUGGCUGCAAAGCCUGACCACUGGGGGCCGCUUAGGCCGAAGCAACGACAAGUGAUCAUGAUUAUGCAGAUUAUAUGGAAUCUAGAGGUUCAAGAGCAGGUUGAAGGCUUAGGCAGAACUCUUGUUUGGCUACAACCUCGCAUCUUUGAGCUGAUUGCCUCUCCUAAUAGCGCCGUACUUGAGCUACUCUCCAGAGACUUUCUAUAUCAGUCUAAUAAGGAGAAAAUCACUACCAGUUUCGACGAUCACCGGAUCAAUAUUUACGCUCGAAAAUCCACCAUUCCCGCCAUCCUCUCCCACCUUGACGAAACAGUCAGAUCAAUUCGGUCCCAGAAAAUCUCCUCGGAUAUCAUUCAAGAGCACGACUUAGACGAGAAGCUUCUCCGAGAGCUAGAACGAAUCACCAAGACGCAUAUUGCUUACGAUGAAAACAAUAAAGAACUUGAAAUCUCUUGGCUGCAGAAGCAGCACCUUGCUUCCACGGGGACAGAAUCUCCUGCUGAUAUCGCUCUGCGACUUCUAUUGGAUCCGACAGCAAAGGAUACCCAAACCAGUGUCCAUAUUAUCACACCAUCAGACAUCAGCGGUAUUAAAGACGAGGCUUUUGUCAGCCAUCAAAGAGAAAACAGGAGUAUGCCUUGGAAAGACAAGCUUAGGCAGUGGUCAAGAUUCGUCACACCAGUUGGCCAAGCUGCCGCUCCAGGAGAUGACGCUUCAACGCAAUUCCCCAAUGUCAUUUCCGAUCUCAGGGCGACAAAAGGAACCGAAUCAGUCCACCAGGUUACAGCCUCUUUCGGACAUGUGCUUCACGGGAAGCAUUCACAGACAGUAGCUGCAAUGACGAAGCAUCGUCGACUGCUUUCUCCUGUUCUUCCCCAUCCGGCAUCGUUUACAUCUAUCAUGGAAGAAGACAAGCUUACAACACAGCGCGCGACGAUUGUUCUCAACUUUUCUCCAGACCCGAAUCAUUCCUUCGCAAAAUAUGACUCCGCGCCCCCCACAAUACAACUGCAACUGCCAGUGAAUCCCGAUAGCGACCUGACCGGCUCCUGUCUUCCCCCUGGCUCAGCCCUCUUUGGAGUUGCAGCACAGCAUAUCAAUGACGUGCUUUUGCCCAGUGAAAGUCUAGAUGUUCGCAUGACACAAAACCAUCUUCUGCCGCUUGAUGCAAGCCAAGAGCCCGUCAAGGAAUUUUUAUCUCAAAGCGAGUUCAAUCUCCCCCAAGGUGUUUUGAAAACACCCAGCAAAGCCAAGUUCUCAAUCCCCAAAGCAUGGGUGACAACGGCUAAAACAACACGCAAGCCUUCCAAGGCCACCAUCAAUGUACCAUACAUAUUUAUGGGAUUGGAAAUUCAUCAAACCGUCCAACUCGAGUUCCAUGGCCACACGCUUUGCUACAACAGCAUUGAUGCAGGCCGACACGGAGGCCACCGGCAAGAGCUUUCUCUUCAAGCCGGCCCUCCACAAGGCACAGACGAACCACCCUUUGUGCUUAAUGAAGCUGAGGCGUCACACUUCCUAUCUCUAGUCGAAGGAGUAGCUACUGGCGAAUACUUUUCAUGGCACAAUGGGUCUCAGUUUAUGCGAGAAACACCAGACGUUGGCACGCUCGAGGAUGAGAUCACAGAGGAUCAAUUGUCAUCACUAGAGGCUGAAGCUGACGAUUUUGAGCAUGUUCAGAGCACGGAAUCUGAAUCGCUGCAAAAUACUGAGCAUGAAGAUGGCCAUCCCUCGACCGAGACAGCCCCGGAACCAUCCGAGGACUUGCAAUCUCCCAAACCUGACGCGGCGGAAGAGCCAGAGCGCAAAUAA
Messenger RNA from Trichoderma breve, 2823 nucleotides. RefSeq names its product mitochondrial inner-membrane-bound regulator domain-containing protein. Bases 1 to 2823 code for a protein of 940 amino acids. The transcript is spliced from 3 exons. Gene Ontology annotation, cellular component: mitochondrial inner membrane. NCBI's taxonomy places the organism in Eukaryota, Fungi, Ascomycota, Sordariomycetes, Hypocreales, Hypocreaceae. The record is from RefSeq and is a predicted model, not a curated record.